Molecule: messenger RNA, 465 nt
Organism: Adineta steineri
Lineage: Eukaryota; Metazoa; Rotifera; Eurotatoria; Adinetida; Adinetidae
Source: the annotation of a GenBank genome assembly
AUGGCUACUCAUGAUAAACUAUCAUUUCUGUUAAUAUUAUGCUUCUUUGGACAUGUUAUGAAUCUAUGUUCUGGUUUUGUUGUACCUCCAGAAGAUUGUAAUAAAAAUACGUACACAAAGGAGCAAUUGGACGAUUCCUGCAAAGGCAAAAACGUAAAAGAUGAACAAUCAACAAUAUGUAACGAGUAUUGUGAGAACGUACCUACGAUUGGUACCUCAAAGUUGCCAUCUCUACUCGCAAUACUUGGGCCACUUGCGGUUAAUAAAAUACAAGUUGGAUGUGUUGGUUAUUGUUCCCAAGAGAACACGUGUCUCUGUGCACCUGCUAGUGACGCAUUAUUUGAAGAACCUGGGAAAAUUAACGUAGCUGGUGUCAAUCCAGAACAAACAAUCUUUUUUUCAACUGUUUACAUAGAUGGCAAAAACGUCGCACUCACUGAUAUUCUUUGUGAAGAUCCUAAGUAA